CCUCAUCUUUGUUCUGUGUUAGAGUGACAAUGUCGAGCGAUUCAAUGUGUUCCAGCAUCAUGCAAGAGGAUCUCCUGGCUGUGAGCAACAUAGGCGGAUGCUUGCGAAGACGCGGAGCAGUCCGUAGUAAUCAAGCUGGGCCUAGUCGGGCGCGUAGACUCUCGCAUGCUGGGUCUGAGACCGGUGCCGCCCCAUGUUCACCCUCUCCGGACCUGGAUUCUGCUACCGUAAAACGGAACUCAUUCGAUUCAUCCUGCACCAGAAAGUCUCGGGUGUCUUCUGUAUCGUCCUUUGCUUCUCUCCCGAUGACACCAGAUUCUGUAAUCAUUGACCUCUUUGAGGAUGACUCCGUCCUCCGCAGCGUCAAUAUGGGGAAGCCAACAGUCAGCACUCGGUCUGCAUCUUCAGAUCGCACAGCCAUAUUUGUGUCAUUCGGAGAACAGAGUCUCAAUCAAGGCUCCUCGACCUACGGUAAAGCGCACACCUUCUCAACACCACCGAACGCCUUGGUUUUGGACUACCCUGAUGCCUCUCAGCGGAGCUCUCAUGAGUCCGAACUCCAAUCUACCACCGGAGGAGCAUUUCAUACGGGCUACCUGACUGCACCAAACGAACGAUCUGAGCCAGCUGAAAUGAGGUCAUCGGCCUCAAAGACGCAGGUCGAAUGGGCUGCUGUCCGAGGUCACCGAACCCAGACGGAACUCUCCUUUUCGACGAGGGCACAACUGAAGCAUGAAAGUGGCCCACGCCUUGAUGCUCUUCAUGCUGGGUCAUUUGAGACAUGGACGGCGGCAUGGUUGGGCGAUGAUGAUGCAGAGCAGCGUGUCAAGGAUUUCCGGGCAUGGGAGGAGCGCGAGUCACAAAAGUGGGCAGCUCGGCGGAUACUUGAAGCUGGAGGCGAAGCUGGCGGCUAGACAGGCUUUGGACCGAGACACUAGAGCAUCAGCUUUCCCGAGGUCAAGCGUAGAUGUGUCCCGGUAGUCACAAACAUGCUGUGGCGCUGAUAGAAGAUGGAGGCUGACAGCCUGAUAUGCCAGUGAUGAUGUAUGUU
This is a messenger RNA of Kockovaella imperatae, 1051 nucleotides long. RefSeq lists its product as hypothetical. The record is from RefSeq and is a predicted model, not a curated record. The transcript has a single exon. Lineage: Eukaryota; Fungi; Basidiomycota; Tremellomycetes; Tremellales; Cuniculitremaceae. The coding region runs from base 30 to 914 and encodes 294 amino acids.